CGUAAAGGUACUGUAAAAGUGACAUUUGAUUCUCUCCAUUCUUUUUGAAGGGAUAGGGCGGAGCUAAGGCGCCACAAUCAAAAAGCCUCCAUGAAGCACCACUACCGCCGCCACUUCCACCAAGUCAUAACCGUUAACCACCGCCACUAUGCCACCAAAUACAUAGGCAAAAUAACCUCAACUUCCCCAAGCGGCCGCAUCCUCUCCGCCGAAGUCUCCACUCCUAUCCUCCCCGCCGACUCCCGCGGCUACCCAAUCCCACGCCACCACCUCAUCUGUAAAGCCACACAUAUCCUCACCAAAUCCCCAUCCGACCCUUUCCUCGAUCUCUCCCAAUACCUGUCCUCCCUCUCCCCAACGCUCACCACCACCGAAGCCUCCCUCAUUCUCAAAUCCCUAAACUGCCCUUCCCUUGCCUUAAGGUUCUUCCACUUUUGCCCGUCCCUUUCCCCCAAUUUUCGCCACGACCCUUUCACCUACGCCCGCCUCUUCCUCAUCCUUUCCAAAUCAUUGCGCCCCGAUCGCUUCGACACCGUCCGGUCACUCCUCCACGACAUGGAAAAAUCCGGCACUCGUGGCAACAUCUCCAUCAUCAAUAUCCUUAUCGGUUUUUUCGGAAACACUGAGGAUUUGGACACUUGUAAAAUGCUAGUGAAGAAAUGGGAGUUGAAGAUGAACGCUUAUACUUAUAAGUGCCUGGUUCAAGCUUACUUAAGGUCACGCGACUCCGGGAAGGCGUUUUCAGUUUAUGAGGAGAUGAAGAGGAAAGGUUAUAAAUUGGAUGUGUUUGGUUAUAACAUGUUGUUGGAUGCUUUGGCAAAGGAUGAAAAGGUUGAUGAGGCAUACAUGGUUUUUGAAGACAUGAGACGAAAGCAUUGUGAGCCUGAUGAGUACACAUAUACAAUUAUGAUCAGAUUGACCGGAAAACUUGGUAGAUGUGAUGAAUCACUGAAAUUUUUUGAUGAAAUGAUAUCGAAGGGCUGUUCUCUUAAUUUAAUUGCUUAUAAUACAAUAAUUCAGGCACUAGCCAAUGGGCGGAUGGUUGACAAGGUUAUUAGCCUCUUCUGUAAAAUGGUGGAGAAAGGUUGUUGGCCCAAUGAAUUUACAUACAGUGUCAUUCUAAAUGUUCUGGUUGCAGAAGGGCAGCUUAAUAAACUAGAUGAAGUUAUUGAAGUAUCAAAGAAAUAUGUGAGUAAGUCAAUAUAUGCAUAUCUUGUAAGGACGCUGAGUAAGCUGGGUCAUGCAAGUGAGGCGCACCGGUUAUUUUGCAACAUGUGGAACUUCCAUGAUAAGGGAGACAAGGAUGCAUAUGUGUCAAUGUUGGAAAGCCUGUGUAGUGCAGGUAAAACAACUGAGGCUCUGGACCUGCUCAGUAAGAUUCAUGAAAAGGGAAUAAAUACUGAUACGGGCAUGUAUAACACAGUGGUUUCAGCACUUGGUAGAUUAAAGCAAAUAUCCCAUCUUCAUGAUCUUUAUGAAAAGAUGAAACAGCAUGGCCCUUCGCCUGACAUAUUUACUUAUAAUAUUCUAAUCUCCAGCUUUGGACGGGCCGGGAAAGUUGACGAGGCUAUUGAAAUCUUUGAAGAACUUGAGAAAAGUGAUUGUAAACCUGAUAUUGUAUCCUAUAAUUCUUUGAUCAAUUGCCUUGGGAAAAACGGUAAUCUUGAUGAAGCCCACAUAAGAUUCAAGGAGAUGCAAGAGAAAGGAUUAAAUCCUGAUGUUGUAACAUACAGCACACUCAUUGAGUGCUUUGGCAAAACAGAUAAAGUUGAGAUGGCUUGCGCAUUAUUUGAUGAAAUGCUUGCCGAAGGCUGCUAUCCUAACAUUGUGACAUACAACAUUUUGCUCGACUGUCUUGAGAAAAGUGGGAGGACUGCUGAAGCGGUGGAUCUCUAUGCAAAACUUAAGCAGCAGGGGUUAACACCUGAUUCAAUUACAUAUGCGGUGCUUGAACGGCUGCAAAGUGGUCCACGGAAGAAAUUCAAAGUUCGCAGGCAAAAUCCUAUUACUGGUUGGAUUGUUAGCCCGCUGAGAUGAUGGUGAUGAUUAAAUUUUCAAUGCAUGACUACAAAAGCGCCAUUCCUGCACCGGAUGAACCAAAUGGACCCAAGAUUCAAGGCAGAAACGUGAUCCAUCAUCUGGCUUUACUUGUCAUCAAGGUUCAUCGGGGAGACCAUUAAUUCAUUAUGUCUAGAACUUGGAAUUUCCACCCGGUACCCAACCCUUCAACCCUCCUCUCUCCCUUCUUAUCUAGGUAUUGAGGCUGAGCACAAAAAGUACUUGUGGUAAUCACCAAAUACCAAUAUGUAAUAAUUAAAUUAAUAAUAAUAAUAACAAUAAUUCUUAACUUAAUUGCUACUUAAAAAUACCCUUAAUAUAAA
Theobroma cacao (cacao) is the source of this 2381-nucleotide messenger RNA. RefSeq names its product ABA Overly-Sensitive 5 (gene ABO5). Gene Ontology annotation, molecular function: protein binding. NCBI's taxonomy places the organism in Eukaryota, Viridiplantae, Streptophyta, Magnoliopsida, Malvales, Malvaceae. The record is from RefSeq and is a predicted model, not a curated record.